GCGGUGACGCGGUUGGCGGCGCUCGGCCCCUCGACGCUCAAGUGCGCAAAUCUCCGUCGCAGCCUGCCUUCUCACCUUCUUCUCCUGCUAGCCCUCGCUCCCGCACUCCUUCGCUCGUGACCACAUCUUCCCGCAAGAGCACCUGAACGCACCUCAAGCACACCCCGGCAUGCACUCGAUGCUCGCCGGCAGCGCCAUGCGCGCUCUGCCUCGCCGCGCUGCCUUCGUCGCUGGCUCGCGGCGCGGCGCGGUCGCCUCGGCGAUGGCCGUCUCGGCAUGCUCGCCCUUCGGCGGCGCCGCAGCUGACCUGCAGGCGCGCUCCUUCUUCUUCGGCCGGCGCUCCGCAGAGCAGGGCUCGUCGCUGCUCGACACGCCCACCGCCCGCGCUGCCCUCAACGCGACGCAGUUCCACGCUGCCCCGGGCGCCCAGACGAGCGGCGCAUCAGCACUGAGCCCCAACGGCGGCGCAAGGCUGCCGCCCAUCGCGCCGCCGAAGAAGAAGCGGCGCGGCUUCUUCAAGCGUGUGGGCCGCCUGCUGGGCCUCAUCACCCUCGCCGGCGCCGGCUCGUUCGCCUACUUCGUGCACGAGAGCAACAACCCGCCCAGCCAGCUGCCGCUCGACCCGACGAAGAAGACGAUCGUGAUUCUCGGCUCGGGCUGGGGCGCCACGGCGCUGCUCAAGGAGAUUGUGAGUAGCGCGCCAGCCUGAGUGGCCUGCACUGCGAGACGCGGUGGCCCAUGUACCAGGACACCUGGCGGCGAAGGGACCGAUGCUAUGUGCGCGCGCGUGCGCACCGGCAGGAUGCGCCCGACUGCCGUGCGCCCGCCGCGGUCGGCGGCUGAAUCGGCCGCACGAUCUUCGCGCGCCGCGCAGAUAGACGCGCGCUGCGUGCGCGCGAGAAGGCUGCGCGCCUAUCUCGCCAUGCCGAUGCGCGAGCGAAAGGGCGCACCAGAUGUAGCACUUGUGAUCUC
Messenger RNA from Tilletiopsis washingtonensis, 972 nucleotides. RefSeq lists its product as hypothetical. NCBI's taxonomy places the organism in Eukaryota, Fungi, Basidiomycota, Exobasidiomycetes, Entylomatales. The transcript has a single exon. The record is from RefSeq and is a predicted model, not a curated record. The coding region runs from base 170 to 709 and encodes 179 amino acids.